AUGUCAUUGAAAUUACCACAAGCACCUAAUUCAGGAUUAUUCAAAAGCGGGUAUUCAUCUUACUCAAAUGCAGAUGGUGCAAUUAUAAGAAAUGUUGAAGCAGUUAGAGAAAUUGCAUCAAUAUUAUUAACAUCAAUGGGACCAAGUGGUAGGAACAAAAUCAUAGUAAAUAAAUUAGGUAAAAAAUUUAUAACAAAUGAUGCAGCAACUAUGUUGAAUGAAUUGGAGAUUGUUCAUCCAGUAGUUAAAAUCUUAAUCAUGGCAUCAAAACAGCAAGAAUUUGAAAUGGGUGAUAAUACAAAUUUAGUUAUAAUAUUAACUGGAGAAUUUUUAAAUAUUGCUGAAAAAUUACUUAUAUUAGGUUUAAAUGUUUCAGAAAUUAUUCAAGGUUUUAAUUUAGCUAAUAAAUUUGUAAUGGAAACUUUAAAAAAUUUAGUAGUUGAUAAAGUUGAGAAUUUCGAAAAUGAUUUAUUAAAAGCUAUAAAGCCAGUCAUAUCUGCAAAACAAUUUGGAGUUGAAGAUAUUAUUUCAAAGUUGGUGGUUGAUGCUGUAAAAUUGAUAAUAAAUCCUAAGAAUCCUUUAAGUUUUAAUGUUGAUGGUAUAAGAGUUGUAAAAAUUAUGGGUUCUUCAUUAUCACAAUCACAGGUUGUUAAAGGUAUGGUUUUCCCAAGAGAACCUGAAGGUUCAACAAAACAUGCUAACGAUUCAAAAGUAGUUGUAUUCACGUGUCCAAUUGAUAUCUCAACCACAGAAACUAAGGGGACUGUAUUAUUACAUAAUGCUCAAGAAAUGCUUGAUUUCACAAAGGGAGAAGAACAACAAUUGGAUCAAAUGUGCAAAGAAAUAAAUGAUUCAGGUGUUAAAGUAGUUGUAGCAGGUUCAAACGUUGGAGAAUUAGCAUUACAUUAUUUAAAUAAAUAUGGGAUAUUAGUAUUAAAAGUUCCAUCCAAAUUUGAUUUAAGAAGAAUUUGUCAAGUAUGUGGAGCAACUCCAUUACCAAGAUUAGGUGCACCAAUGCCUGAAGAAAUGGGUGAAAUUGAUGUUGUUGAAACUAAAGAAAUAGGUGGUGAUAGAGUAACAAUUUUUAAACAAACUAAUUCAAGUUCAAGAACUGCAACUAUAGUAAUAAGAGGUGCUACACAAAAUAAUUUAGAUGAUAUUGAAAGGGCAAUAGAUGAUGGAGUAAGUGCUAUAAAGGGUUUAUUGAAAGAUCCAAGAUUAUUACCUGGAGCUGGAGCAGUUGAAAUAGAAUUAAUGAAACGUAUAACUCAAUAUGGAGAAACAACUCCUGGUUUAUUACAACUAGCUAUCAAGAAUUUUGCAAAAGCAUUUGAAGUUGUACCAAGAGUAUUAGCAGAAACUUCCGGUUUUGAUUCUUCAGAAAUUAUAAGUAAAUUACAUGCUGCACAUUCAGAAGAUGAUGGUUUAAAAAAAGGUUUAGAUAUAGAAACUGGUGAAAUAAAAGAUACUGAUAUUUAUGAUAUAUAUGAAACUAAAAAAUCAGCAAUAGAUUUAGCUGUUGAAGCAACAAAUACUAUAUUAUCAAUAGAUCAAAUUAUAAUGGCUAAAAGAGCAGGAGGUCCAGUGAUGCCAAAGCAACCAAGACCUGGUAAUUGGGAUCAAGAUGAUUAA
This is a messenger RNA of Lodderomyces jiufengensis, 1632 nucleotides long. It is a transcript of the gene CCT8, whose product is annotated as chaperonin-containing T-complex subunit. Gene Ontology annotation, cellular component: chaperonin-containing T-complex. The record is from RefSeq and is a predicted model, not a curated record. Gene Ontology annotation, biological process: protein folding. Lineage: Eukaryota; Fungi; Ascomycota; Pichiomycetes; Serinales; Debaryomycetaceae. The coding region runs from base 1 to 1632 and encodes 543 amino acids. Gene Ontology annotation, molecular function: ATP binding; ATP-dependent protein folding chaperone; ATP hydrolysis activity. The transcript has a single exon.